CUUUUGCUUUUUUCAGUCAGUUGCUUUGCUGGCUUCUGCAGGCUUUUAAGGUCUCGCGGCGUAGAAAUGCCUGCCCCCCACCCCCUUCCUCGGUCUCCCCUUUCAGUUCAGAUGUGCUGAUGUGCAGACCGGAUUCAUCUUCCCCGAGCGACGGCGGCGGCGGCGGCGGCAGCGGCAGCUCGCGCUCUACGGCUGGGUUCUGGCAGCGGCGGGGGCGCGGCGCGGGAGCCCGAGCUUCGGUGGCAGCUGAGCCCGCGGGGCGCCGCUCGCCCAGCCGCGGCCGCGGGAAGUUCGGCCGCCAGAAGGACGACCUGGCAGGCAGCGAGCGCCCGCUCCGCCAGAGCCGAGUUUGCCCGCAGCUGCCCCUCCCCGUCUCCGGGAGCCGAGCUCCUUACCUGCCCUCCGCCCACCCGCGGGCCCCUAGCCAACUUCUCCCUCCAACUGGGGGUAACAGGCACUUCUUGCCCUCUCUACUGUCCCGACGGCAUCCGUAUGUCUCCGGACACCUGAACACCCCAGUGUCGCCGAAGAGCCUCCCGGUAGGGAGAGGAGCACCGGUUCCCCUCGCACCGCACAUCAGCGCGGACCGCGGACGCCUCACCUCCCGGUCCCGUCCCUUCCUUUUCCUCCAGGGGAGGAGGAUGGGGUUGCAAAAGCUUCCCCCGAGGAUGCUUGUGUGGCUGGUGGCCUCGGGGAUUGUUUUCUACGGGGAGCUUUGGGUCUGCGCUGGCCUCGAUUAUGAUUACACUUUUGAUGGGAACGAAGAGGAUAAAGCGGAGACGAUAGAUUACAAGGACCCUUGUAAAGCCGCUGUGUUUUGGGGUGAUAUUGCCUUAGAUGAUGAAGAGUUAAGUAUCUUUCAAAUUGAUAGGACAAUUGACCUUACACAGAACCCCUUUGGACUUGGACAUACCACAGGUGGAUUUGGAGACCAUGGUAUGUCAAAGAAACGAGGGGCCCUCUACCAGCUUAUAGACAGGAUAAGAAGAAUUGGCUCUGGCUUGGAGCAAAACAGCACAAUUAAAGGAAAAGUACCUCUCAAAUUCUCAGGGCAAAAUGAAAAAAAUCGAGUUCCCAGAGCUGCUACAUCAAGAACCGAAAGAAUAUGGCCUGGAGGUGUUAUUCCUUAUGUUAUAGGAGGCAACUUCACUGGCAGUCAGCGAGCCAUGUUCAAGCAGGCCAUGAGGCACUGGGAAAAGCACACAUGUGUGACUUUUAUUGAAAGAAGUGAUGAAGAGAGUUACAUUGUAUUCACGUAUAGACCUUGUGGAUGCUGCUCCUAUGUAGGUCGGCGGGGAAAUGGACCCCAGGCAAUCUCUAUUGGCAAGAACUGUGAUAAAUUUGGAAUUGUUGUUCAUGAAUUGGGCCAUGUGAUAGGCUUUUGGCAUGAACACACACGACCAGAUCGAGAUAACCAUGUCACUAUCAUAAGAGAAAACAUCCAGCCAGGUCAAGAGUACAAUUUUCUGAAGAUGGAGCCUGGAGAAGUGAACUCACUUGGAGAAAGAUACGACUUUGACAGUAUCAUGCACUAUGCCAGGAACACCUUCUCAAGGGGGAUGUUUCUGGAUACUAUUCUCCCCUCUCGUGAUGAUAAUGGCAUACGUCCUGCAAUUGGUCAGCGAACCCGUUUAAGCAAAGGAGAUAUUGCACAGGCAAGAAAGCUGUACAGAUGUCCAGCAUGUGGAGAAACCCUACAAGAAUCCAAUGGCAACCUUUCAUCUCCAGGAUUUCCAAAUGGCUACCCUUCUUAUACACACUGCAUCUGGAGAGUUUCAGUGACCCCAGGGGAGAAGAUUGUUUUAAAUUUUACCACAAUGGACCUAUACAAAAGCAGUUUGUGCUGGUAUGACUACAUUGAAGUGAGAGAUGGGUACUGGAGGAAAUCACCUCUCCUUGGUAGAUUCUGUGGGGACAAGUUGCCUGAAGUUCUUACCUCUACAGAGAGCAGAAUGUGGAUUGAGUUUCGUAGCAGCAGUAACUGGGUGGGAAAAGGCUUUGCAGCUGUCUAUGAAGCGAUCUGUGGAGGUGAGAUACGUAAAAAUGAAGGACAGAUUCAGUCUCCUAAUUAUCCCGAUGACUACAGACCGAUGAAGGAAUGUGUGUGGAAAAUAACAGUGUCAGAAGACUACUUUGUUGGAUUGACCUUUCAGGCCUUUGAGAUUGAAAGACAUGACAACUGUGCCUAUGACUAUCUAGAAGUUCGAGACGGAACCAGUGAAAAUAGCCCUUUGAUAGGGCGUUUCUGUGGUUAUGAUAAACCUGAAGAUAUCAGAUCUACCUCCAAUACCUUGUGGAUGAAAUUUGUUUCUGAUGGAACUGUGAACAAGGCAGGGUUUGCUGCCAAUUUCUUUAAAGAGGAAGAUGAGUGUGCCAAACCUGACCGUGGAGGCUGUGAGCAGCGAUGUCUGAACACACUGGGCAGUUAUCAGUGUGUGUGUGAGCCCGGCUAUGAGCUGGGACCUGACAAGAGGAGCUGUGAAGCGGCUUGUGGCGGACUUCUUACCAAGCUUAAUGGCACCAUAACCACUCCAGGCUGGCCCAAGGAGUAUCCUCCUAAUAAAAACUGUGUGUGGCAGGUGGUUGCACCAACCCAAUACAGAAUUUCUAUGAAGUUUGAGUUUUUUGAAUUGGAGGGCAAUGAAGUUUGCAAAUACGAUUAUGUGGAGAUUUGGAGUGGUCUUUCCUCUGAGUCUAAGUUGCAUGGCAAGUUUUGUGGCGCCGAAGUGCCUGACGUGAUCACAUCUCAGUUCAACAAUAUGAGAAUUGAAUUCAGAUCUGACAAUACUGUAUCCAAGAAGGGCUUCAAGGCACAUUUCUUCUCAGACAAAGACGAAUGCUCUAAGGAUAAUGGUGGGUGUCAACAUGAAUGUGUCAACACAAUGGGAAGCUACAUGUGUCAGUGUCGUAAUGGAUUUGUGCUGCAUGAAAAUAAACAUGACUGCAAGGAAGCUGAGUGUGAACAGAAGAUCCACAGUCCAAGUGGCUUCAUCACCAGCCCCAACUGGCCAGACAAGUACCCAAGCAGGAAGGAAUGCACAUGGGAAAUCAGUACCACUCCUGGCCACCGAAUCAAAUUAGCCUUUGGUGAGUUUGAGAUUGAGCAGCAUCAAGAAUGUGCUUAUGAUCACUUGGAAGUAUUCGAUGGAGAAACAGAAAAAUCACCAAUUCUUGGAAGACUAUGUGGGAACAAGAUACCAGAGCCCCUUGUGGCUACUGGAAAUAAAAUGUUUGUUCGGUUUGUUUCUGAUGCAUCUGUUCAAAGGAAAGGCUUUCAAGCCACACAUUCUACAGAGUGUGGUGGCCGACUGAAAGCAGACCCGAAACCCAGAGAUCUGUACUCGCAUGCGCAGUUUGGUGAUAACAACUACCCGGGACAAGUGGACUGUGAAUGGCUGUUAGUGUCAGAACGGGGCUUUCGACUGGAGCUGUCCUUCCAGAUUUUUGAAGUGGAGGAAGAAGCCGACUGUGGCUAUGACUAUGUUGAGCUCUUUGACGGUCUCGAUUCAACAGCGGUGGGGCUUGGUCGAUUCUGUGGAUCAGGGCCACCAGAAGAGAUCUAUUCAAUUGGGGAUGCGAUUUUAAUUCAUUUUCACACUGAUGACACAAUCAACAAGAAAGGAUUUCAUAUAAAAUACAAAAGCAUUAGAUAUCCAGAUACUAUGCAUACCAAAAAAUAACACCAAAACCUCCAUCAAAACAUAAAGGAAUGUGCAUAAUGGAGAGAAGACGUAUUUUUUUUAAAUGAAGAUAUUAGCACAAAUGUUUUAUAUAAUGAGUUUGACCAGAAGAAGACUAUAAGGACAGGAUUAUCUCUGUACUAAAAGAGAAGUUUUCAAGCCAACUCUGAUCAACAUUGCCAAGAUAUUGAAACUCCAUGCUUGGUGGUAUAAAUAUAAAUAAAGCUGGUGAGAAGGCAUCAUGUAACUUCAAGGAAGACUCCAGAGAUUUUGUUCACAGCCUGACAUAGAUGCCUUGCCAUUCAGACAGUUCGAUUCAGGGUCUGUGACUUGUGGAGUGUUUCUUUUUGACAAUUUUUCGAGAUUUGGGAGAAAUCAAAUGAUCUUGCAGGUCAUAAACUAAAAAACCCUCUUGUAUCUUAGGAUAAUUGUUUUGGCUUUGUAUCUUGGAUACAGAUCCAUAUGGGAUGUUGCAAAAUGGGAGUCUUUUGAGGGCGGUUUGUACUUUAAAUGUGGGCAUGUCCGGAAUUUUGGAAACUGGAAUAUUUCAGCUUCAUUAUUUUCACUUGCAGGCCAGAUUCACCUCUUUGAAACACAAAUGAUCUUGAGACCACUUCAUUUUACUGACAUUUUGACAAGUUGGAAAUGCCAAUAGUGUCUAUUACUGCAGUUAAACUCUAGGCAUCAUUUAUUUAAGUGCUGGAAAAUGCCCAGUUGAUUGGUAAACUCAAGUUCUUUCAGUGAAAGUGCUGCCUUUUCACACCAAAUUUAAGAAGUGUUGUGAUGUCUUGGGCACUUCAUGAGAGAACUCCCAACAGGUGUGAACAGAAUUCUUCCAAGUGACGGCCUGGAUGGCCCGUUCUCAAGUCACCAGUGCUGCUAUUGUCUUUUCUGUUGUAGUUGUUAUUGCUGAUGUUGUCAUGGUUAAUGUUGUAUUUAAAAAAAAAAAAAUGAAAUGAAGUGGAAGUAGGCUGUGUAGUCAUUGAAAGGUCUCUCUUCUUCUUCUUCUUCUUUUUUUUCUCUUCUUGGGAUUCAGUUAAAAAAAUGCAAUGUUGGGAAAAAGGAUUUGUUUCUGAAAGACUUUCUAUGGUGCUAUUCCAUAAAUGUUUUUUUUUUAAACAAAAUUUUUGACCUUUGAGCCAACCACCUGUAGACUAUGAAUGUCUCCCUAUGUCUGUCUGGUGGCAUUUGAAGACUAAAGACUUGCUAAGUGUAUCAAGAGUGUAUCAUUGCAAGGGCAGCACUUGUCCUGUGGAACAAUUACUUAUAAUGCCUUAGAAUUCUUGCACAUGAUCAAACAGAUCCUCCGAGAGACACACUUUUUGAAAGGUUGAGGAAAACAACAUAUGUUAAUUAGCAGCUCUGUGAGGAAAAUCCAUUUCCAUGACUGAGAACAUUGGGUAUAAAUAUGGUGACCUGCUUUUGUCGUAGAAAAUGAAUUUUCUGCUUGAAAGCCAUGCGUGUUUUUAAUAUUGUGUAUGUAUAUGUGAGGUUGUCUGAAUGAGUGAAGCUACAAGAAGGUGAAAAGCAGUGGGUGGUGGAAAAGUUACAAUUUAUGUGCCAAGUUCUACUAGAAUCCUGUCUGAAGUAGCACCUUUCUUAGGAGGUUUCAUGGACAAAUAAUGGGAACUUCUAAUUAUUAUCCACGCCAUUAAAAAAAAGGCUUUUUCCUUUACAGAAACUCUAUUUUGAUAUGUUUUAAUGUUGAUGUAGAUUGCUAUAUGAAGUAAAUUUGUUUCUGUUACCUGUCCAUGAACAUUUGACAUUUAAUAAAAUUGGGUAUUUUUCUUUAUUUUUACAAAAUUAAACUAUACACACAGGUGUAGUUUAUUCAUUUUUUUGUCAUUGUUACCCUGAAAAAUAUUUUCUUGCAUAUGAAUUACAAUAUGUAAAUACAUUUUUAAAACCAGUCUUUUGAUCUUACUCAAUGUUACUUUGGGAAUGUGUAACUAUUGCCUGCAAUGUAAUGAGCUUUUUUAGUGGAGCUGAUUUAUUCCAGUAACUUCUUCUAUAUUUUUUCAUUAAUCUUCAAUUAGCCAAAUAUAUCAGCAAUGGGAAAGAGGAAAAAAUACCAUUAACACCUAGUGUAUUACACUAUGCCUAGCCCAGUACUAGGCACAGGACACUAGCUUUUUUUUUAAACUUUAUGCUACCCUUUGAGAAUUGUGGUGAUGUUCUCAUUUUGUAGAUCAGGAAUGGAGGCUCAUAGAAGGUAUGUAAUAUUCCCAGGGUCACCGUGUAAAGUUAGAUGUUGAAACCCAGCUUGUCUGAUACAAAAAUCUGUGCUUGUUCUACAAAAUGUAGUAGAAUCAAUCUUGACAUAUAUAAAUAGUAGACAUGUUUUUAUGAUGAAACAUUUCCACAUAAAGUAAAUUUUAGGGGUGAAUUACAGUAAAACCUUCAGGAUAAAUAUAUUGUUCUUUUCAGGAACAGCAUGACAAUUCGAAUAUCAACUGUAGAUAUCUUUAAGAACCACAGGUAGUGCUAGAAAUUAAACAACAACAACAACGACACCUACUCUGUAGUUCAGAGUUAGUAACCAUGGAUGGACCUUUUGUUAAAAUAAAUGCAUUAAAUUAUUUUAUCUGGUGUAGUAGGGGAAAUGUAGUGUUCUACUUUAAGAAAUAUUCUGGAUAUUACAAAUGACAUCUUAUUAGGUCACAAUGAGCUGCAAUCAACACAACCGAGAAAUGAAAGUGAAAAGAUACUUAGAAGGCAUUUAUGGAGAUGUUGCAACUUCAGGUCUUCAAUGUGAACAUUAAUUUUUAUUGUAUCUUAUGUCAGAUAUCAAUUCACUGCAUAUUAUUUUUAUAUUAAUUCAAUUUUGGCUUAAAUGUGUUGUUAAAUGAAAGUACAAACAGCUUUGUUGUUAUUUUGUUAAUAAUUGUUAGUUACUGUUUUAAACAUUUUAUUAAAUUAAUUUUGUAAAUUAUUUUUAACCCCUACAUCAGUAUACUGGUUGUGCUCUCUAUCUGCCAAAGUUCUCACUCCUAUACAAUCCUGACUAUACACAGAAAAAAACUGCUCCUACUUAAUAUGAUUUUAUUAAAUUAUUUUUCAAGUCAAUUUUGAAUAUUAAUCUACUUUAUUAAUGAGGUAAUGACUUAGCAUAAUUCACAAACAACAUUUAAAAAAAUUGUAUGAGAAACAGUAAUAGUAUUUCCAAAGUCUCCAAAUGUCCCCUUCCUGUAUUGGCUGGAUUUUUGCUAUGUACGACUAAUUUUAAUAUAUCACAGUAUCAGAUUCAAAUUCUGUCCAAUUUUGUUUUUAAAUUUCUUAGUCUUUUUUAUUUGGUUUCUUUUACUCCUGUAUUUUUGAUGGUAAGCCUGAAAUAUUAAAUUUUGCUCUCCCAUAUAGAAAAUCUCUAAAAGUGCAUCGAAUGACUAAUUAUUAUUCUUCAUAAGGCUAAAUAUUACUUUUUAAAAGUAAACUAUAGCUAUGUGUGACAUUUAAAAAUAAAGCAGUUCUCAAAAUGUUUGGAAAUUGUAUUUAGUGACAAUGGGAAUAAAACUUGCUUUUUGGAAAACCUUUAAUACCACUUGUGAAAUCUGGCAUGGGAGGAAGAAAACAGGAAAAAUAAUCACCUUCUAAAG
Odobenus rosmarus divergens (Pacific walrus) is the source of this 7273-nucleotide messenger RNA. RefSeq names its product tolloid-like protein 1-like (gene TLL1). Bases 120 to 3680 code for a protein of 1186 amino acids. NCBI's taxonomy places the organism in Eukaryota, Metazoa, Chordata, Mammalia, Carnivora, Odobenidae. The record is from RefSeq and is a predicted model, not a curated record. The transcript has 21 exons. Gene Ontology annotation, molecular function: calcium ion binding; zinc ion binding; metalloendopeptidase activity. Gene Ontology annotation, biological process: proteolysis.